AUGCCCCUUGAAAGGACCUUCCAUAAAGCCCCAAUGCCUGAACUUGUAGACGAUUACCGGUGGGCCCGUGUAGACCUCGACGAUUUCCAACGCAAAACCUCUCGGAAAAGCUGUCGUGAAAGCUCUGUGGGCCGAGUCAACUGUUUCCUCGUCGGGAUUGAAGCAUCUAAAUUUUUCCGGCAAAGAAGUUUGCAGCAAGGAGUUGUCCUUUUCAUGGCAGAGAAGUUUAAUCUGACUUGUCCAGGAAGAGAAAUUGCGACCGGCAACUUUUCUAGUCUACAGUACAAAGUCCCACCAAUAAUUCCGAGAUUCGUAGAGUUGUUCAUAGAACCAAUCGAUUUUUUGUCCAUAAACCAUACAUAA
Messenger RNA from Striga asiatica, 363 nucleotides. Lineage: Eukaryota; Viridiplantae; Streptophyta; Magnoliopsida; Lamiales; Orobanchaceae. The record is from the annotation of a GenBank genome assembly.